This is a messenger RNA of Vicia villosa (hairy vetch), 558 nucleotides long. Its product is annotated as early nodulin-like protein 14. The transcript has a single exon. Gene Ontology annotation, cellular component: plasma membrane. NCBI's taxonomy places the organism in Eukaryota, Viridiplantae, Streptophyta, Magnoliopsida, Fabales, Fabaceae. The coding region runs from base 1 to 558 and encodes 185 amino acids. The record is from RefSeq and is a predicted model, not a curated record. Gene Ontology annotation, molecular function: electron transfer activity.
AUGGCUGUUUUAUCAACUUGUUCUCUUUUCAUCCUUUUUCUUGUCUUUGCUUUUGCAGCUGCAGCGCCUACGGGUACGGAUUACCUCCUUGGUGGCAAACCUGAUGCAUGGAAAGUUCCUUCUGAAUCUGACUCUCUCAACAAAUGGGCUGAGAGUGUUCGAUUCAACAUUGGAGAUCAUCUCAUUUUCACAUAUGAAGCUGGAAAGGACUCAGUUUUGGAAGUGAGCAAAGAGAAUUAUAUGAGCUGCAACACCUCAGGCGCAAUAAAAAUGUACAACGAUGGAAAAACCAAGGUGAGGUUUGAUCUUUCAGGUCCAUACUACUUCAUCAGUGGAGAAAAGGGUCACUGUGAAAAGGGUGAGAAGGUUACUGUGGUGGUUAUCAGUCCAAGAAGUCCAAGAAGUGAUGUUCCUGUUUCACCUUCACCUUCACCAGCUGGUGCUAAAGGUCCAGGUCCAGCUGUUGCUCCAAGUCCAAAGAGCAGUGCAAAUGUUUUGCAGGGUGGUGGUGUUUUGAUGGCAAUGGGAGUUGUGGUGGCUGCUAUGUGGUUUUUCUGA